AUGAAGACUUUUUCUAAACUCCCUAAUUAAUAAUAGAGCCAAAAAAUACCUCUAUUAUUAUAUUUUAUAUUAUAAUGACGCUUAAAAUUAGGUCUAGAUCUUCAAUCUUAUUUAUGUUUUAAAAACCAAUAAAUAUGCAAUAAUUUUAUUUAAAAUUCUCUCACAAAUUGUAAAUUAUUUGGUAGUGAUUAAUAUUUAAAAAUUUAUACUUAGCGUAGUAAGGAGAGUUUAAUCUUAUCUUAUUUAAUUUAUAACGCUUAAAGUCCACUACGGGGUAGCCGUUUCCAGAGCUGCCACAAUAUUCCACGUGUUUGACCCAUGGACCUCUGGAUCGAUUCUUCAAGGCAGAUAUAACGUUCCGGCUUCGACGGGCUGCGUUGCGUUGCCUUCCUUGCCUUAACUGCUGCGUUUGCUCCGCCUAAGGCUUACCUUCCUAGGGUGUGCUGGGAGGUAAAACUUCGAUCCUCUUGAAUUACUUAGAGCAGUGCCUCGGCUUAUCUGUCAGAGUUAAAGUGCUAUUGACUCCCCCCCCCUUUAAAUUGAAACAAAAAAUUUUGUUUCAAUUUAAAGGGGGGUUAAGAAAAUUUUUUUUAUAAAAAAAUUUAUAUAUAAAAAUUUUUUCAGAGAUAAAAUUUUAUAAUUUCAUGAAAAAAUUAAUUCAUAAAUUUCUCAAUCUCAAAGUGUAAACUUGCUGAAAUGGUAUUCUUCUAACUCUCCCCAUAACAAUUGGACAAAAUAGAGUUUAAUUUCUAAAUCUUAUAUGUUUGAAGCAUAUUAAAUAGGGUAUUAACGUAUUUACAUAUAAAAUAAUGAUUUUUACCUAUAAAAUUUUCUAUUAUAAUAAAAUUUUGUUUCAAUUUAAAGGGGGGGAGUGAGGGCUAAUUUCGCUCGAACCGAAUGCCAUUUUAUUUAUAAGGAGAGUUUAGUCAUAAACCUUUCAAAACAAGUUGAAUUUUCCACUGGAAAAUCAGAUCCAUCAUCCCAUUCUUUAAAUGAUCAAGCAUCAAAGAAAACGAGCCCCAAAGCAUGCACUCCAUGCAUUUGUGGCUGCAAUUCACCAAUGCUUAUGGGCAAAAGGAAUCCAAACCUACGCUUUAGUAGCCCAAAAGAAAAUUUUUUAGUUCUUUUGCAGUGAUUCUUCGAAGAAUUUAAGACAUCAAAGUUCAGUUUACAAGUAAUUCCAGAUUCCAAUUAUAGUAAUUGCCCGAGGAUGGCGCUAUCUUGCGCCAUCCUCGGGCAAUUCAAAAAUGGCCCCACACCGGGAAUUGAACCCACGUGUGGGGCCAUUUAUGAUAUGUGGAGAACAUCGACUUCCACGAGCCAAAAAUGGCCCCACACGUGGGUUCAAUUUCGGUGUGGGGCCAUUUUUUAAAUUGCCCGAGGAUGGCGCAAGAUAGCGCCAUCCUCGGGCAAUUACAAUAUGACAUAUAUGACCUUUUUCAUUGUAUAUUGAAAGUAAGAAAGCACUUCGGAAGAAUUAGUUGGCGAGCAGUUGGAAAAGUUCUGAGUCCAAUCAACUCAUGUCGGGAAUCCAGACAUGCUUUAAAAGCCUUUUAUAAAAAAUAUUUGUCCGACUUCGAGGAAUGAAUUUAUGAAAAAGGUCCAGUCACAGUAGGCUGCAUAGACACCGAAAUUAUAGUGACGAUACUAAAAGACUUUAUCCCGAAACAUCAUAUAGAUAAGCAAGAGCUGGCUUCUAAUGAAAUCGAAAGCGCGAUCACUAGUGAUACGAACCAUGAGGAAUCUUCUGACUCCCCCCUUUAAAUUGGAACAAAAAAAUUGUAUUUUUUAGGGUAAUAAACCCUCUUUUAAAUAGGAAACAAAAAUUUUAUUGGAGAAAAUACUAAAUUUUAAAAUUAGUUUUGACUUAAUUUAAUAGACAAAGUGCAAGUAUAAUGCUAUUUAAACUGUUUCACAUUGAAUCGAUUAAUUUUUUUUACUUAAUUAUUUAUAAAAUUAAAUUAAAAUUCAAAGUAUUGUCCUCAAUUUAUAUAUUUUUUUAACAAGAUCAAAUAGUAAUUUUUAUAAAAUUAGUUUGACCUAAUUUAAUGGAAAAAGUGAGAGGAGAAUGCUAUUUAAACAGUUUUCAAUUGAAUCGAUCAAUUUUUCAUAUAUUUCUUCAAAAAAAUAAUAAGUAUCCCUCAAUUUAUAUUUUUUAAAAAUUUUAAAAAAAAAUAAACCCCUUUCUCUUGAAACAGGAUUUUUUUGUUCCAUUUUAAAAGGGAAGAGUGAAAUAAUCUCUCAAGAAGUUGUUGACACCGUUGAAGAUCUAAUUAAGGGAGCUGCAAAAAUUAUAGAGCAAGAAGGAGCUGAGAAAGCAAUGAAGCAAAAUAUAGCGAUUUAGAAUAAUUUCUAUAAUAAUAAGAUAAAUUUUUUAUUGAUUUAAAAAAGCAGAUAAUUCGAUAUAUACUGCAAUAUAGUAUAUUUUUAUUAAAGAUAACAAACAAGAUGAAAGCAAAAUUGAAGAAAAACCACAAAUAAGGAUAAGUGAAGAUGAGUGUGAAGAAGAAGUUUUGCAUAAAAAGAGAAAAAUUGUGAAUUAUGAAGAUCUUCCUGAUAUAAAUGCAGCAAACGAAUUUCCAAUUUUUAUUGUGCAAAAGAUUGAGGUCAAAGAAGAAAAAAGAAAACUGAAGAAAAGCAAACCUAAAAGAGAAAAUAAUCAAGAGAAGGUAGAAGAAGAGAAAACAAAGCAUGAGGCCAAAGAGAAAAUUAAUCAAAAAGAGUCUGUACCUAAAGAAGAAAGCCCAAAAAAUGAAAUUCUUAAAAAACCUAAAAAAUCUGAAGAAAUUAAUAUCUCUAAUCCCAUGACACCUGAAUUUCGCAGCAAAAACCCCACAGAUCUUGGCUACCGUACAAAUUUCAUCAGUCGCUAUCUUCCAAUAGAAAUGCAAGAAAGCCAUAAGCUCCAAGAAGACCUUUUAAACCAAGAUAAUCCUCAAAAACCUGAAAAAGAAUCCAAGGCUCAUUUCAUCCGCAAAAAACAAUCAGCGGCCAACAUCAAGAGAAGCUGUGGAGUGACCUAUGUUCUUCCCACCGAAAGCACACAAACUGGAGUUUCUGAUCAAUUUGCCCCUCUGCCCCCACUUGCUUUUCAAGUAGGCACAGUAGAUAGGAUAAUCCCUUCUGAGGAAAGGGAAAAAUAUUUUACUAUGUCUCGUGAAUUAAUAAAACAUCUUUUUGAAAACCAAGGGGUUGUAAGGGUGACGAUACAAAAAAAUUAUGGAGAAACAGACUUGAAAAAAUAUGUCUUACUCCACCCUUUCGUGUCUUCACACGACACUAAUUCAUUACGACUAUUUUUUUGACUUUUUUUGCCUAUAUUUUUGGCAUUUUUUUUUUCACCUAUUUUGUUCCUAUUUUUUUUUUGCCAAUGUUUAAUGAUAAUAAAAAAAAGACAAAAAAGCCAGGCCAAUAAGGUAAAAAAUACGCCAAAAAACAAUAAUCGUUAUGAAAUAGGUAUAGUGUGAAGGAAACCCUUUUUAAAUUGAAAAAAAUUUUUGCAGGGUAAAUUUUAUAGGUAAAUAUACUAAUUUUUAUAUAAUAAGCUUUGGCCUAAAUUAAUGAAAGAAUGCAAGUAGAAUAUUAUUAAACAGUUUUCGCACUUAAUCAAGAAAUUUUUAAAUUAAUUUUACAUAAAAAUAGAUUAAAAUUUAAAAAUAUUGCGUUCAGUUAUUUUUUUAAAUAAAUUAUCCCCCUUAAAUUGGAGCAGGAUAUUUUGUUCCGAUUUAAAUUGGAGGAGUUAGGCGAAAUGGAUGAUGGGGAUGAAGUUUUAGUUGAAGAUAUGAAAAUCAUGUGGAGAAUAUUGGGAAAAGAUAAUUUCGUGGUUAUUCAUUUGCAAAUGGAUGAAAAAACACUACUAGCUCCUACUCUUCCAGGCAAUAGAGGAGAUGUGAUGAUCGGAUUUCUAGUAAAAAAAGGCCUCUGUGGGAUGAAGUCUGUUAAAAAGUGCCUAGGGCUUGAUGAGCUUGAGACCGACCCGUUAAAUACUUAUGCAACGCAAAUUCGGCUAGAAUUAUAUCUGCAAAAAAAAUCGUGAAAAAUUGCAAUACCUCAUGCCAGAAAGCUCUUAUGCUCAUUUAUAUAUGAAUUUGAAGCCUAUAUUCAGCGAUUUCUACUAGAUUGAAAUGCAGAACGCGAAAAGUUCUUUGUCACUAAAGUACUAGAGCCUAAGCAAGGAAUAUUUUUAUGAAAAAAAUCAUGCAGCUGUCCUUUAUCUCCUCUCCACACCAGCCCUACAUCCUCCUGAUCUCCUUCAUCUUCCUGAAUUCUGCCAAAUUCUCGCUCCUGUCCUAUAUGUAGUUCCUUCACAACAGAACCUUUAUAUACCUACGAAAAUGGCCUUUCCAGUCUCUUAGACUCGAAAAAUCCUCCUAAUUGAUUUUAUUUAAUAAAUACCCGAGAUUCCUUUUCUUAUGAUCUUCAUGUCUUACACUUACACUUAGUUAGAUUAUAGAAAAGCUCCCUGUCAGGAUCUGAAGAUCCUUAUUCCUCUCAUAAUACUUCACUUGCCUACUUAGCCGACAAUCGUCUCACGAUCUUCAAAGUCUUGCUCCUACCAGAUAUAGGCCUGCUCAUUCUCCCUGGUAGUCGGAAAGUUGGCUAACCGUGCCGUACAUCAAUGAGGCUUUGCUUCUAGAAAAUUCGAAAAAUAAAUUUUUGGUCGCCUGUCGGCAAAGAUGAAAUUCGUAGUCCAGGAUGCAACACCUGGUAUACGCUGUGGAAGGCUCCCGAUCGACCAGGAUGAACAUCACUGGUAUUGCUGGUACAACCCUUUCCAACUCCGUACUUCAUCGUCAUCGGAAGUAAAACCUUGACCUGGAUGUGAGCCUGCGAUCUGCUACCUGACAUUGCGCUUCACCAAACCAAGCAGCCUAGCUAGAUGCACAUACCAAUACCAAAAACAUCUUCCACAAGGUCUCUGGGUCUCCUCAGCUGCAGGUGUUAGGGAGUUAGUUUGGCUCUUCACGCCAUUUUUAUGUAUAUGAUCUUCAUGUCAAAAAGUCUACUAUCAGAUGAAAUGAUAGAAAUAUCAUUAAGCAAGAGUAUUACUUUAGGAAAAAUGAUUUGCCAUCAAACUAUCAUGAUUGAGAAAAAUGGCUUGAAGGAGACUAUGUAAGGGCUGGCAUUGUCACUUACCAAGGAAUUUUUAGUCAAGAUGAACUGUUAAAACUUGAAGAAAAAGCAAGAGGCACUGAACAAGAUUUUCGAAAUGGCCAAUUUUUAAUUAUACCACGUACCCCUUUAUAGAUCUUUAAGGGCAAUGACUUUUUUAAUAGAAAAAAAAUUUAAAAUUCUAAGAAGUCAAAAUUAAAUUAAAAAUUUCAUCUUAUAUCUCCUAUUUGUCAGUUGUAAAUUUAACUUUUCAGAAUAUUUUGGUAUGUCAAACACAAAACAUAAAAAUUAUAAAUAUCCUACCCUAUUACUGAGAAUACCCUAUCCUAUUACUGAUGUAUGUCAAAAGGAAUUUUUUCCCUCAGAAAUCAAUAAGGAGUCAGGCACUAUAAUACUGCGCAGCCUUCAUAUGGUGCUGGAGGGGUAAUAAAAAGGACAAAGUUUUUCUUUGGGACUCGUUAUAUGUGGACGGCUACACAAUUAGCAGAAAAGCAGUCUCGAGUAGCAGCUGGGGUAAGGGUAGACGUGAGUGAUACCCCAUAUUGAAUGAAAAAAGAAAUUUUAGACCCAUUGGUGGACUCAGGAAUUAUUGAAAAGAAUUUUAUAAAUUCAAUUGCUAUGAAUAUUUAUCAUGAUGGAAAAGAAGGCUUAGCCCAGCACUUUGAUGAUGCUGUUAGGUUUAAACAGCCAAUAUAUACUGUAAAAUUAGGGAGUGACGCGAGGCUUUCAUUUGGAAGUCAAUUUUAUGGGUAUUUAAAUGGAGCUUUUUGCAUUCCAUGCCCGAGAGGGGUGGUUUGUGUUAUGGAAGAAUUCAGUUAUGCAGCUAAUUCAGCAAAGCAUUGCGUGAGGCCUUGCGAUAUGUCUGGAAGAUCAAUCACACUAAUUUUAAGGCAAAUACAUCCAUUUAUAAUGGAAGAAGCAAGAAAAUAUGACGCUGAAAUCGAUUUACCGACGUGAUUUUCGACGCUUUCACUAGAUGAUGACUCAGUGCCAUAUUAUAAGCAAAAGGAAAUGGAAGCGAAAUUGCUUAUGAAAGAAGAAAAAGAAGCUGGAAAAAAACUGUCUUCUAAUAGCUAUUAA
Molecule: messenger RNA, 6192 nt
Organism: Blepharisma stoltei
Lineage: Eukaryota; Ciliophora; Heterotrichea; Heterotrichida; Blepharismidae
Source: the annotation of a GenBank genome assembly